UUGACUUCUAUUAAGAAGGGUUUCGUUUUUUCUUUACUUAAAUAAAAAAUAGAAGUUAACGAUUACUUUCUCUUCCUAAUCCGUGUCGAAGCGAUUCCUUUUUCUGAAAGUAAUUUACCCUCUUUACCCAUUCUCCAAAUAUAUGGUAAGAAAAUUAUUUACAAUUGUAUUAUACUAUAAAAAAUAUAUAUAUGUGGUACCGGCAGGCAAUUAAACUAUGCUUGUUUUCGUGUUUAUUUUAUGUCUCAUAGUUAGUGUAGUUCUUGUGUCAUGACUAUCAAUUAUUAUAUGUUGAUUGGUAUCAAAUGUUAAUGCAAUUAAUAAGAAAAUUAUUGAAAUAAACUAAAAAGAACGACAAGCCCUAUACAACUCUGAAAAUGCAAAUUAGGCUGAACAGAACAUUAGGAAUAUACAAAUUAUAUAUAUACAUAAAGAAUAUCAAAACUAGAAAACAUUUUACAAAACGUGUGAACAAGACUAGUGUUUCCGGGGAAAAAAAUUCAAUAAGAUCAUGGUUCUUACUUUUAGUCAAGUAAAAGGGCAUUUACGUCAAUUAACUUAAGAAAAGGUGUGCUUUUUUAACUUUUCAAACUCCAAAAGGAAGGAGAGGAAAGAGAGGCGACCCUCUGCGAACUCCUGAAAGUCUCGGACAGACGCCCCCCAGCCCACCCAAUCGCCCACACGAACCAAAGAGAACGAACUUUCCGUCUCCUUCCUUAGGCCUUUAUAUGAGAUAUAUAUAUCUGGGUUUUUCCUCUGGACUCCAGAAUAAUACUAUAUUUGAGCUUUGUAUGAUAGCAUGUUGUUCUACAUAAAGGGUUUGUUCCAUUUGGUUUGGCAUAAAAACUUGGCAAGUUAUCCUUAGUAUUUCCAUUACUUUUUUGUGUAAAUGAAAGUUGUUAUCUAAGGAAAGUGAGCUGCAUGCUAUCUGCUUGUACAUUUUCAAUUCAAUAUUAUCUUCAUGGCCAUAAGACCUUCAUGUAAAGGAAGAUUCAAACCCAAUGUAUCCAACAUGGAAGAUAUUCAAUUAAAUACUACUUGGGAAGAUGUGUUUUGCCCGAUAUGCUUGGAGUUUCCACACAAUGGUGUACUCCUUCAAUGCUCAUCUCAUGAGAAAGGAUGCCAUCCUUUUGUGUGUGACACAGACCAUUUGCACUCAAAUUGCUUAGACCGUUUCAAAAGUGCGUAUGGUAUGUCAUCGGCUUCAACAUCAAAUGUAACUCCCACAGAAAACAGUGAGCCAGUGGUAUCUGAAGGUAACUAUAAACCAAGUUGUCCCUUGUGUAGAGGAGAGGUUACUGGGUGGGUGGUUGUUGACAAGGCUCGUCUAUAUCUAGAUGAGAAGAGACGUUAUUGUGAGGAGGAACAAUGUAAAUUUAUGGGGACAUAUUUAGAACUGCAAAACCAUGCUCGACUAGAGCACCCUCAUGCUCGUCCAUCAAAGAUUGAUCCUGCUCGUCAGCUUGAUUGGGAGAAUUUCCAGCAGUCCUCUGAGAUCAUAGAUGUUUUGAGCACUAUUCAUUCCGAAGUCCCACGUGGUGUGGUUUUGGGAGACUAUGUAAUUGAAUAUGGGGAUGAUGAAACUGUAGAUGAAUUUGAGGACUUCCCUGGGGAUGAGGGGAAUUGGUGGACCUCUUGUAUCCUUUAUAAGGUGUUUGAUAACUUCCGGAGUUCUAGAAACAGAAGAAGGUCAAGAAUUAGUGAUACAAGAAGUGGAAAUCACCGUACAAGUUAUGAUAGUUCCAUUUCUGAUGGGGGUUCUGUAACGUCUGUAGAAUAUUCUGAGUAUAGGGUAGAUGAGACUGAUGAUGAUUUUGUGAGUACAAAUGUCCCAAGGGAUACCACCAAUCGUCGCAGUUAUCAAAGACGCCGAUUCCGCUUCUAUGACAAUUAGGUCUGCACUGCCCAUGGAUCCUCUUUAUGCUGGCUAUUGUUUACUACACAAUGGAAAAUCUUUGGUCAUUUAAUAUUAUAACCCUCGUCUUCAUUGUUUGAAGUGGGAGGGCAUAUUUGGUUUUUCUGUCUUUUUUAGUUAUAUAACUUAUUGUUUUUCUUUGACAGUGCUUGCUUAGAUGUAUAGUGAAAAACAGAGGAAGUAGAAAACACUGUAUGCUUGCGUCAGAUCACCUCAAUGUUAAAACAUGCAAAAGCUCAUCUGGAUCUCGUCUUGUAACAUUUGUGAUGAGAUGUGGUGAUUAUACAUGAACUAACCUGACAAUC
Messenger RNA from Juglans regia (Persian walnut), 2220 nucleotides. RefSeq lists its product as uncharacterized. The coding region runs from base 962 to 1894 and encodes 310 amino acids. NCBI's taxonomy places the organism in Eukaryota, Viridiplantae, Streptophyta, Magnoliopsida, Fagales, Juglandaceae. The transcript has 3 exons. The record is from RefSeq and is a predicted model, not a curated record.